Oncorhynchus keta (chum salmon) is the source of this 1572-nucleotide messenger RNA. RefSeq lists its product as uncharacterized. The transcript is spliced from 9 exons. The record is from RefSeq and is a predicted model, not a curated record. NCBI's taxonomy places the organism in Eukaryota, Metazoa, Chordata, Actinopteri, Salmoniformes, Salmonidae. Bases 313 to 1563 code for a protein of 416 amino acids.
GGGGAAAGGGGCUAAGAUCCACAAAGUCCCUUCCACCAGGUGGCUGAUGAGAUAUGUUGGCACGACGGCCAUAUUGCAUCUCCAUCCCAAAGUCCCUUCCACCAGGUGGCUGAGAAAUGUUGGCACGACGGCCAUAUUGCAUCUCCAUCCCAAAGUCCCUUCCACCAGGUGGCUGAUGAGAUAUGUUGGCACGACGGCCAUAUUGCAUCUCCAUCCCAAAGUCCCUUCCACCAGGUGGCUGAUGAGAAAUGUUGGCACGACGGCCAUAUUGUAUCUCCAUCCCAAAAUACCUUCCACCAGGUGGCUGAUGAGAUGUGUUGGCACGACGGCCAUAUUGUAUCUCCAUCCCAAAGUCCCUUCCACCAAGUGGCUGAUGAGAAAUGUUGGCACGACGGCCAUAUUGUAUCUCCAUCCCAAAGUCCCUUCCACCAGGUGGCUGAUGAGAAAUGUUGGCACGACGGCCAUAUUGCAUCUCCAUCCCAAAGUCCCUUCCACCAGGUGGCUGAUGAGAUAUGUUGGCACGACGGCCAUAUUGCAUCUCCAUCCCAAAGUCCCUUCCACCAGGUGGCUGAGAAAUGUUGGCACGACGGCCAUAUUGCAUCUCCAUCCCAAAGUCCCUUCCACCAGGUGGCUGAUGAGAUAUGUUGGCACGACGGCCAUAUUGUAUCUCCAUCCCAAAGUCCCUUCCACCAGGUGGCUGAUGAGAAAUGUUGGCACGACGGCCAUAUUGUAUCUCCAUCCCAAAAUCCCUUCCACCAGGUGGCUGAUGAGAUGUGUUGGCACGACGGCCAUAUUGUAUCUCCAUCCCAAAGUCCCUUCCACCAAGUGGCUGAUGAGAAAUGUUGGCACGACGGCCAUAUUGUAUCUCCAUCCCAAAAUCCCUUCCACCAGGUGGCUGAUGAGAUAUGUUGGCACGACGGCCAUAUUGCAUCUCCAUCCCAAAGUCCCUUCCACCAGGUGGCUGAUGAGAAAUGUUGGCACGACGGCCAUAUUGCAUCUCCAUCCCAAAGUCCCUUCCACCAGGUGGCUGAUAAGAUAUGUUGGCACGACGGCCAUAUUGUAUCUCCAUCCCAAAGUCCCUUCCACCAGGUGGCUGAUGAGAUAUGUUGGCACGACGGCCAUAUUGUAUCUCCAUCCCAAAGUCCCUUCCACCAGGGGCUGAUGAGAUAUGUUGGCACGACGGCCAUAUUGCAUCUCCAUCCCAAAGUCCCUUCCACCAGGUGGCUGAGAAAUGUUGGCACGACGGCCAUAUUGCAUCUCCAUCCCAAAGUCCUUGCUUGUCAGUGUACUUCGCCGACUGCCAAGAACCUUGCCCUCAUCCAGGCCAAGGUGGCGAGACACGGUAGUGAUGACACCAUAGGCGUUGUUGAUCUCUGCACCAGACAGGAUGCUCUUACCAGCAUACUUGGGGUCCAACAUGUAUGCUGCGGCGUGUUUGGGCAUCAGGCAGGAGUCUUCAUGCUUUUUGAUGGACUUCAGAACUGCAUUUUUUCUGCUUGGAGCAACAGUGAAGUGGGCAGGGCAGUACGGAUUUCUCCUCUUACAUCUGCAAGCAGAGUCUGAACAUCAGAC